GUAGCAAAGACGGUAUGGAAAUUCCAUUCCUCCAUUAUCUCUGUUGUAGCUAGCUGGUAUGCAAUGAAAUGUCGCUUGCUACUGAAGUUUAGUUAGCUAGCUUUAAGCCAUAGAAAAGAUUUGGGCUAUGUUAUAUAAAUGGACAUAUGUUUUCUACUUUAUUAUGUAUGUAAACACAUAGGUCGACAAGACGGAGCCAUGAAGGACGGACAGCAUGGUUGUUCAGGAGAGGCGUUUAAAACCGUCACUGUUGAUUGGCCAGACAGCAACGGUACCACUGAAGAACGUUAGCGAGCUAGCUAAGUGUGCUGAGACUUGCGUUACAUCGACGGACCCCAUCGCCUGUUCCAAUACGGUUCGUGACUGUACUGUAAAAACUUGCCAUAAACACAAGGACUGGGUCAGAUAUGUUUCACCAACUUCCAUUGAGAGAUCCGGACCGAUUGAGACUAUGGCUAGUUGCCCUGAACAUUGACGCCAAUACUCUGACUGACGACCUCAGAAAGUUACUAGUAUGCUCAGAACAUUUUUCCAGGGGACUAUGAGAGAAUGGAACUGUCAAGCAGUAAGAUUAAAAGGUAUGUCCCAUCAGUGGGCAUUCUAUGCACGACAUGUAGGCAAGCCAUAUAAACGGACAUGUUUUCCAAUUCUUUAUUAUUGUGUUAAGAGGGAGCCAUGGAGGACAUACAUCAUGGUUGGUCAGGAGAGGGUAUUAACACAGCAGUGCCACUGAAGAAUGUUGUCCAUCCAUUGAGGAGGACCAGUGCGUGAACAUUCAGCCCAGAAGCUCAGAUGAGUUGAACCACGGAGAACAGGUGAGUGAAGUGUCAGUGGUCCUGCCGUGUGAAUACAGAGACGUAGACGACAGCUGUUCCCUGAGGAUGGAGGGGAACAGGUCUGUGAAGCAGGAGACUAGAAGUGUUGCCUCCUAUAGCGAGGAAGAGAAGAAGCUGUUGGCUGCCAUGGUGUUUGAGAAGGGGGAACUGGAGCUGACUGGCUCUCUGGUGACUGAGGUGACUGAGGAUCUACAGUACAGUGAUGCAGACACUGCACCCAACAGGGAGGAAAGGGCUCUGUACCUAGAGGAGGAGAAAGGAGAUGAGAGACAGGCAGAUGAAGGGACUGCCCAGCAGAGAGGAGCGGCAGGCUAAUGCUGAGUGGGAACCCUCAGUGGAGCCGGAGGUGACUUUAGAUUCUGCGAGCGAGAGACCGAGCGAGCCAGCCAGCCAGCCUACACUCCACGCCGACACAAGAAGCUGUGUGUGUGAUGGCCAGCCUGAGGAGCCUGUUCCGCUGUUCUGUCUGUGGGAAGCACUGCGUGGAUGAAGCUGACCUCAAGCAUCACCAGAGGCUUCACUGUCAAGAGCAUGUCUACUCCUGUAAGUUCUGCCUCAAGCACUUCAAGGCCAGGGAAGACAAGCGGACCCACGAGAAGGACGACCACAGGGUCAAAAAGUUGCACUAUAGGUGCUCCAAAUGCCCCUGCGGAUUUUACAACAUCUUGAAACGGAACCGCCAUCUCAGAGAGCAUGAGUCCAAGAGACAUUUGUAACACGUGCUACAAGGAAUUCCCCCAACUUAGCAAGCUUGAGAAGCACGAGCUGAGCCACAGUGACAACAAAUCUUUCAGGUGUCAGGUGUGCCAGCGUCCCUUUGCCCAGGCCAGCCAGCUGAAGUCUUACCUGCACGUCCACACUGGGGUGAAGCCCUUCAAAUGCCAGUGCUGCGUCAAGAGCUUUAACCACAACGUCAGCCUCAAGAACCUCGUCACACGCUAUCACCAAGGGGAGAGUGGGGAGGGAGUGGAGGUGGGAGAGCGGAGGAGCAGGCGACAGUGGAACUAUGACCCUGAGGAGAACGAGGGUCAGAAUGAGAGUGAUUCUGAUUUUGACCUGGAGGAAGACAGGGAGUAAAGGGAAAGGUAGUGGAGGAGGGGGGCACUGGUAGAAGCCUCUAGGACCAUAAUGUUUUGUCAUGACCAUAAUGUUUUGUCAUGGCCAUAACGUUUUGUCAUGGCCAUAAUGUUUUGGAUUUGAACAUUUCUUAGAACUCUUGAGGCUGUUGUGUUUUGGUUAAAAAAUAUAUAUUGUUAAAGAAAAUGUGUUUCACUGUUCUACAUCAUCAAAUGUCCAGGAAAAAUCUGAUGGGUUUGUGAAGGGAAUAUGUUACAAAGAAUUUCCUCCCCACAGAUGUUAUUGGCUGAUAUAUUGCAUUUUGAGUUCUCCUGGCUGGACCGGCCCACUAGUUAAGAAGCACAGAGAUAAACUCAUCUUGGAUAUAACCAGCGAGGAAGCAAGAGGCUUGACUCUGCUCUAAAGUCUGUCAGUGCGAAAAUAGUGUUAACCCGUGGAAUUGGGGAUUUUUUUAAAAUCGAGGUCAAUGAGAGAAUGUCGAAUUUGGUCAACAGUUAAAUAAAGGUUACAUAAAAAUAAAUAAAUAAACAUAAAAUUACA
Molecule: messenger RNA, 2453 nt
Organism: Salvelinus namaycush (lake trout)
Lineage: Eukaryota; Metazoa; Chordata; Actinopteri; Salmoniformes; Salmonidae
Product: zinc finger protein 710-like
Exons: 3
Coding region: 1530-1913 (127 amino acids)
Source: RefSeq, a predicted model, not a curated record